AUGAAAGUGUACGUUUUAUUGUUCUUACUCGCAGUGGUAGUAAUUGUUGAGUGUGGCCACACUUUCCUCGGUACUAGUGUGCAGCGAAAAUUAAUCUACCACAAGGAUGUCAAGUAUCCUUCUAAACUGUUCCAGAAGAGAAUCGAGAACGUCAACUACACGAUCCCUUACGCUUCGCGCCAGUAUUCACCAAGUAUUCAGGGUAUCUUGGCAUAUGAUUUAACCACCUCCGGUGCAUCAGCGAACGUCACAAAAGGUGGGCUCGGCUACAACUUCGUGAACCUUCGGCUGAAAAGUGACCGCGCUGAGGAAUUGCACUUUGAUAUUUACAUAUAUGUGUAA
This is a messenger RNA of Arctia plantaginis, 342 nucleotides long. NCBI's taxonomy places the organism in Eukaryota, Metazoa, Arthropoda, Insecta, Lepidoptera, Erebidae. The record is from the annotation of a GenBank genome assembly.